Anguilla rostrata (American eel) is the source of this 5471-nucleotide messenger RNA. RefSeq names its product MORC family CW-type zinc finger protein 3-like. The record is from RefSeq and is a predicted model, not a curated record. Gene Ontology annotation, molecular function: zinc ion binding; ATP hydrolysis activity. Gene Ontology annotation, cellular component: PML body; nucleus. Lineage: Eukaryota; Metazoa; Chordata; Actinopteri; Anguilliformes; Anguillidae. The transcript is spliced from 18 exons. The coding region runs from base 531 to 3959 and encodes 1142 amino acids.
AAGUGGCGGCUGGCUUGACCGCUUUCGGGAGAAAAAAAUACGUGUGACACUUUUCGAGUCGUAGCCUCUGAAAAAGCGCAUGGACGACCGUGGAAGCAUAAAAUCUAUGGCGUCGAUUCAAUACCAAUAAUCAGCGCGAGCGAUUUUUUUUUUGUUGCGAGCGAGCAGAACUAGCUCGCGCGCGGAUCAUUGUUUUACUCGCGGUGUUGAAAUUUGGGCGCGUGAAAGUGGCUGUGCUCGCGCAGUGAAUAUCUGCGCGCGUGGUUGCUUUUUUUACUCGCGCAGUGAAUAUCUGCUCGCGCUGAUUUUAGGCAUUAAAUUGACGCCAUGAAAAUCGCGUAAUGCUAUCAAAGGUGGACCGGAAUUCUAGAAUCAGGAGCUGCAUCGAGAGCCAACUUCAGGGUUGUUGUCAAAACCAUCGGUCGAAACAAACAUUGACGUGGCCUACCGAAACGGCUGGGCAGUUGGCGAGAAUAAGUUUUGUGUAGUUUGAUCGUUACUGGGCUGGUUUCUCUCCCACCUAAGUGAAAAUGGCACGGAAAUCUGCUGGAAAUAUACCCCUGAGCGCGAUGAACCCCAAAUAUUUACAUACAAAUUGUACCAGCCACACCUGGGCUUUUGGGGCCUUUGCUGAGCUCAUUGACAAUGCCUACGACCCGGACGUCAAUGCCAAGCAUCUAUGGAUCGACUCGACUCGAAUAAAGGACAAGGAAUGUCUGAUAAUCAUGGAUGAUGGGACUGGGCUGGACUAUAACAAAAUGUUCAAGAUGUUGAGUUUCGGCUACAGUGACAAGAAGACAAUUCGGGGUCAUGCCCCUGUGGGUCUCUAUGGAAACGGGUUCAAGUCAGGCUCCAUGCGUCUAGGGAAGGACGUCGUCGUCUUUUCCAAAACCAAGGACAUGAUGAGCGUGGGCCUCCUGUCCCAGACGUACCUGGCAGCCAUUCGGGCUGAGAAUAUUGUGGUGCCAAUUGUCACUAUCAAACAAGAUGGAGAAGACAAGAUCAGUGUUGAGCCUGGCCAUGAAGACAGCCUGGAAGCCAUUUUGAAACACUCCCUGUUUAAAACAGAGAAGGAGCUACUCCAGGAGCUGCAGGCCAUCAAUACCAUGCCCCCCACGGUCUCCACGGGAACCAGGAUCAUCAUAUGGAAUCUGCGCAGCUCCAAAGAUGGGCAGACGGAGUUUGAUUUCAAAACGGAUCGGUACGACAUUCGGAUCCCAUGUAUGGACUCGGGUGAUGUUAACAAUCCCAGCAAGAACACAGAACCAGAGAGCAGGUACUCCCUGCAAGCGUACUGCAGCAUUCUGUACCUGAAGCCCCGAAUGCAGAUCAUCAUCAGGGGACGGAAGGUGCGGACUCAGCUGGUCUCCAAGAGUCUGGCCCACACCCUCAAGGACCGAUACACGCCAAAAUUUCUGAGGAGGCCUAUCCCCAUAACUUUUGGGUACAGCACCAAAGACAGUGGGCAUUACGGCAUAAUGAUAUACAACAAAAACCGACUGAUACGAGCGUACGAGCGAGUUGGCUGCCAGCGCAAGGCCAUCCCAAAGGGUGUGGGAAUAAUCGGCAUUAUAGAGUGCAACUUCCUCAAUCCAACACACAACAAACAGGAUUUUGAUGACACAGAGGAGUACAGGAAAGUAAAACAUAACCUGGGGGAGAAGCUGGAGGAAUAUUGGAACCAAAUGCACCAUUUAAAACAGAAAAAGGAUCCCAGCUGCAACUUGGCAAUAGAGGACAUGGAGAAAUCUCCGGAUCAGAACUGGGCCCAGUGUGACUUAUGCCAGAGAUGGAGGAAGCUGCCAGAUGGAAUAGAUGCCAGCAAGCUGCCUGACAAGUGGUUCUGCUACUUGAACCCAGACCCCCAGUACAGGACCUGCCAAGCAGAGGAAGAGCUGGAGGACUCUGAGGAUGAGCAACCAUACCAAAAGACCUAUAAACAGAAGAAGAAACGGCAGAAUGCAGAAGAUGCCGUACCAUCACCGAGCACUUCGACUACACCCUCAACACGCAGUGGUACAAGCCGGUAUCACAGUGGUACAACAUCAGGAGGCAAUGUGACCCACUUCACCCCUCCCACCUCCACUCCUCUCAAUAGUUCUGGCCGCAGGCCCUCUGCACAAAGCACACCUCGCAGCUCUUCCACGUGGUCCACACCCACACACCCAAGGAGCAAAAGGCUGCUGUCGUUGACCCCAGAGAGUGAGCCGGUAAAAAGGGCAAGGGUGCAAGGUCACGGCAUAUCAUCAGCAGCUGGCACGGAGUUGCUCCCACUGGUGACACAGGCCACCCCAGAUGCCGUCCUACUUGUGGAGGAAUCCGGAGCGCCAGUGGCACCGUGUGAUCUUGCUAUGAUGAAGACAAAGCUCAGGGCCAGCGGAGGGGGCAUCAACCUACAACUCAGUGAUGGAGCCCUCGCAGAGGAGUCCAUGGAAAGCAACACCACAGCAACAGCCGCCUUCGCUCCAUCAGCGGUGCGUCAGCAGGUGUCUGUCGAGACCCAAACUGAAGGAGUGGCCAAGGUGAAGGAGGAGGAAGAGGAGGAGAGGACAUGGAGCUUGAGAGAGGAUGUGCCCAAGAGUUCAGAGCAGAUGCAGCUCCUGGAGAGAGAGGCCAGGGAGCUCAUGGAUUCCAGCGGGGGAAUGCACCCCCUCCUGGAUAUGCAGCAAGACGGGCUGUUGGAGCAGUGGGAGAUAGCCAGUAAGGAGAGAGACCAGUACAAGGAGCAGAUGGUGACAGCCAAUCAGGAAAGAGACCAGUACAGGGACCAGGUGGAGACAGCCAAUAAAGAGAGAGACCAGUACAGGGACCAGGUGGAGACAGCCAAUAAAGAGAGAGACCAGUACAAGGAGCAGAUGGUGACAGCCAAUCAGGAGAGAGACCAGUACAGGGACCAGGUGGAGACAGCCAAUAAAGAGAGAGACCAGUACAGGGAGCAGGUGGAGACAGCCAAUCAUAAGAGAGACCAGUACAGGGACCAGGUGGAGAUAGCCAAUAAAGAGAGAGACCAGUACAAGGAGCAGAUGGUGACAGCCAAUCAGGAGAGAGACCAGUACAGGGACCAGGUGGAGACAGCCAAUAAAGAGAGAGACCACUACAGGGAGCAGAUGGUGACAGCCAAUCAGGAGAGAGACCAGUACAGGGACCAGGUGGAUACAGCCAAUAAAGAGAGAGACCAGUACAGGGAGCAGAUGGUGACAGCCAAUCAGGAGAGAGACCAGGACAUGGACCAAAUGGUGACAGCCAGUCAGGAGAGAGACCAGUACAGAGACCAGAUGGAGACAGCCAAUCAGGAGAGAGAUCAGUACAGGGACCAAAUGGUGACAGCCAAUCAGGAGAGAGACCGGUACAGAGACCAGAUGGAGACAGCCAAUCAGGAGAGAGACCAGUACAGGGACCAAAUGGUGACAGCCAAUCAGGAGAGAGACCGAUACAGAGACCAGAUGGAGACUGCAAAACAAGAGAAAGACCAGUACAUGGCGCAGGUAGACGAGCUGAUGCAGGAGCUUCAGAAAAUGAGGACGAGCAGCGUGAAGCAGGAGCCAUGUGACCAGGCCUUCGGGGGAGAAGAUGACCUGGCCCUGCAGAUAGACUCCAUCCUUACAGAUCUGGACUGCUGCAAUAAGGAGAGGGACCAACUGAAGAGCAAGCUGGAGAGUUUGGAGGCAGAGAGAGGAGCUGUCUUUUCUCAGUGCGAGCAGCUGAAGAAAGAGCUGCAUGAUCUGAGGGAGGCUGGGAGCAGGGCCCUCAGUCCCAGCUGUGAAAAGACUGGGAACAGUCCCAGCAGGCCUGGAUCAACAGGGGCUGAGAGGCUGAAGAACCUGCGACUCAGUGUGAGCCGUCUCCUGGUGAUCCUCAUACCAGAUCUGGACCUGGAACAGGUAAACUAUGAAAGUGGUGUCAUCGAAGAGAUCCUGGAACAGUACAUUGAUGGUGUCACUUAUUCUGAAGCCACAUAGAUGUGCCAACCCACAUUUUUUGGAGAGGUCUCUGUCACUCCGGAUCCUUACCACCACAGGGAGCUGGCCAGGAGUGACCACCUACAUCGCAUCUUUAAACAUUUUGAUUAAUUUUUGUUAAGUGCCUUUCUUUACAAUGUUAAAUAUGUAACUUUAUUUUCAUACAUCCUGUACUCUUUGUUUACUGUAUUGUACUGUGUCUUUUAUAAUUGUGCAAGAGCAUGUAAUCUCCAGCUUUAACUGUUUAGUAUAACAAUUAUUUCUAAAUUUUAUCUUUUAUCUUGCAAAUCAUGUUGCUUAACUGAAAACAUUCCUCAGUUAUGCCUCCUUUUCUUUUCUUUUUUUAAAUUUGGCACCCAACUUUGGACUGAACAUGUCUAAUUCCCACCCUACUUUGUAAUGUCCAGUCAUCUGCUACUGCAGCCACGUUCAUGCAUGAUCCCCACUGCAGAUUUGGGAGAGCGUAGACACACGCAUGUUGAAACAUGCAGUGUCACCAGCUGCUUCUUUUCACAUCACACACUACAGCUAAGAGUGCGUAGAGUGAAGUUGGAAGAAGACCUUUCAUAUGCGGCUUUGACGUGCAGGUUGUGGACACCUGAUUGACCAGCAGGGGUCACUAGAUAGCAAUGAAACUAAGGCCCCUGACUGGAAGAACCUGGAUGAUGCAAUUGGCAGUUUUUAUGUUGCCCUAUGGUGCUGCCAGCUACAGUUGACAGACUCGACACUGGCAUGGUCCUGAUUCGGUCAGAGUCCUUGGGGCUCAUCCAUGGACUACGCGUAGUGGUGCCUUAACUGAAUGAGCCACCCAGCAGCCUCCUAUGCCUCAAUUUCUGAAAGAUAUAUUUUGUUAUAGUUGAUAUUGUGGUGCAAAGUAGCAUUAAUAUCUUCUGCAGGUAGUUUUAAGACUUGUGUAAAAUCAGUUCUUUCAAGGGUCGUAUAAUACCUGUCAGCCAUGUAUACUAGUUAAUAUGCUAACAUUCUGUCCAUGUCAAAUAUAUAGUUAUACUGUAUAUAUAAGGAUAUAUGAUAUCUUGAACAACCUUGUCAAUGCCAAAACCUUCCCACACACUUACACAUGUUGUGUUAAGUGUUAUGGGCAAAAAAAAUGUGUCAAUGGUGGAACAAGGAGCAAUACAGUUAAUCCACUGAGCUAGACCAAGGUCCCAAGCCAAGGGAAUUAAUCAUUAUUUUAUCAAAGCUUCCGGGGGUGACAUCACAUUCUGUAGGAAACUUCACAAUUCAAAACUCAAUUACAGAAGGAACUGCACAGUUUGAUGCUGUUUGUGCUUAUUAUGUUGUGGUUCUGUCUAUUUUAAUUAAUUUAUUUUGUUGCUUUUUAUUUUUUAAAUCUUUAUUCAAAAGAUUUUUAUUUUGGUACCCAACGUGAGGCUGAGCAUGUACAGUUCCCACCAUGAUUUGGAAUGCCCUACUGUCUGCAACCGCACUCAUUCAUGCUCUGUCCCAACUGCCAAAACAGGAGAGUAAAGACUACUGUGGUUCUCCUCCAAA